AGCAACAAGUAAACGAAACAAACCUUAGAUGGGGGGGACCUUUCAUCCAACCGGAACAAACCUACUACACGGGAAGUUUAUUGGCUGGUCGUGAGGACACCUGUCGCUGAUUGGCCUGUGAACCGCCUGCACUCGUUUAUGGAAAAGGAGCAAGUCCUCGUGUUUCCCUUAACCAUCAAUUAAAGAGUAAACAUGGACGAAGAAAAAUACGCGUUUGAGCAGACUUUUUCUUUUAACGCUCUUCGCACUAAGACGUUUUCUUUCCUACAAGAUAAAGACACCUUGGCACGGUUGAUGAAAUGGUGACGUCCAUGCUGGGGAGGAUUUCCGCUCAGUCGUUCAGUUUUGACCACAGUUUCUCCCCUUACAGCAGUGAAAAGUUUGCUCUGUGUUUCUUCAGAGACCCUGAGGUGCUGUCCAGCCUGAGAAAGAUGGAUGCUGGAGUCUGGGUGCCUCUUGACAAGCCAAUGGUGUCUGUCAGUGUGGAGCCCACGCCUUGCACUAAGGUCUCCAUGGAGCUGUUUGAUCCAAUUUAUUCUUGCGGCAUCUUGAGGCCCACUGGGCAUGUAGUUAAAUGCUUUCAUGAUGUCUACCCUGACUCUGAUGAACUCCGACAGAUGUUGCAGGAUGAGGAGUCUGAGCACUACUAUGUGGUUGGGAGGGAGGAGCGGGGAGAGUUUCUGUUUAGCCUCUUCAAGCACCUGUGUCUUGGGGGUGAGCUCUGUCAGUAUGAAGACACCAUUGAUCCUUACAUCAGCACCACAAAGCAAAUAUACAAAGAUCUGAUCAGCGUGCAGAAGGACCCAGAGACAAAAAAGAUCGGCGUUGUCUCCAAAGUGCUCAAAGUUUGUGUCUUUGACGAAUCUGGCCGAUGUUUCCCUGGGGUGCGAGAGGAGGAGCAGACAUUUGCCUAUUUGAUUGUCGACCCUUAUAGACGUCACGUGACUUUGUUCUGUCACUUCUACGGUGUGGGCAACUUCACAGUGUGACAGCAAAGAACUGGAAAUAGAAAACCCGCUGAUUUCCUGCUGCUCACUAUGUAUGCAUAAUAGACUGUAUAUAAAAGAUGGGCAUCUCCUAUGGGUCUGAAAAGUAAAGCAAAUGUUAAAGUGCCUUGACCCUGCAUUCUUGGUGGGAGGGUGCAAUUGUAUAGAAGCCAGUGAGCAAGCAAAUACUACUGUUGCAGUCAUUUAUGACCUCAGGAAACUCUUCCAUGGUCACUUUAUAGUCUCAAUUUCUACUAGCUUCAUUGAAUACAGCAUGAUUUCCAUUUUGUAAAUUAAGGUCCUUUAAAAAAAAAAAAGACUAUAUAUUUUU
This is a messenger RNA of Neolamprologus brichardi, 1317 nucleotides long. RefSeq names its product cilia and flagella associated protein 300 (gene cfap300). Lineage: Eukaryota; Metazoa; Chordata; Actinopteri; Cichliformes; Cichlidae. The record is from RefSeq and is a predicted model, not a curated record.